Messenger RNA from Malania oleifera, 1374 nucleotides. RefSeq lists its product as uncharacterized. NCBI's taxonomy places the organism in Eukaryota, Viridiplantae, Streptophyta, Magnoliopsida, Santalales, Ximeniaceae. The transcript is spliced from 8 exons. The coding region runs from base 291 to 1169 and encodes 292 amino acids. The record is from RefSeq and is a predicted model, not a curated record.
AUAAAAUUAACUAUGCUUUUGACAAGCUUAGCUGCCCAUAAAGUUAGUGUGCCUCACAAACCCCUCCAUGGUCAUGGUCUUUGUUUUGCUAGGGUAACCAAACGUUAAUCAUUGGAGGUGCCUUAACAAGACAAAAAUGUGAAACUCGUUUUCGUCUCUCCAUUAUUUAUUUUACUUUCGCAGAAGCGUUGUCUCCUGGUUCCCUGUGGUUUGCUUGUUGAGACUGUCGAACAUCUUCAUUGGCAAUUUGGCAUUCCCCCUUCCAGGGUUUCUUUCCCUGUAAUUCUCUGAUGGAAAGAGUCAGACGAGCCUCUCAUGCAGGGUCAUGGUACACAGACGACUCUGAGGAACUUGAAGAAGAGCUUGAUGAAUGGCUCAGUGCAUCUGGAUUGACUAAAUCUCCUGAUGUGAGAGGCGUGAUUGCCCCACAUGCUGGUUAUUCAUAUUCAGGUAGUGCUGCUGCAUUUGCAUUUGGCAACAUUGACCCAACAAACAUUUUACGGGUGUUUAUUCUUGGUCCGUCUCAUCACUACUACACUCCCAAAUGUGCUCUUUCAAGUGCCACAAUUUACAAGACGCCUAUUGGAGACCUGCCAAUUGAUUUGGAAGUCAAUGAGGAGCUAAAAGCUACAGGAAAAUUUGAAACUAUGGAUCUGCAAGUAGACGAGGAAGAACAUAGCAUGGAAAUGCACUUGCCGUAUCUUGCCAAAGUAUUUCAUGGGUACUCGGUAAAAAUUGUGCCAAUUUUGGUUGGUGCUCUUGAUUCAGAAAAAGAAGCAAUGUAUGGAAGGGUGCUAGCCAAAUAUGUUGAUGACCCAAUAAACUUCUUUUCAGUGUCUUCAGACUUCUGUCACUGGGGAUCUCGGUUUAAUUACAUGCACUAUGAUCAGAAAUAUGGCCACGUCUACAAGUCCAUUGAGGCCUUGGAUCAAAUGGGAAUGGACACAAUAGAGAUAGGUGAUCCAGACGCAUUCAAAGACUACCUAUUGAAGUACAAGAACACAAUUUGCGGCCGCCAUCCUAUCAGUGUUUUCCUCCAUAUGUUGAGGAACUGUUCAACAAAGAUAAAGAUCAAAUUCCUUCAUUAUGAGCAGUCCAGCCAAUGCAAAACAAAAAGGGAUAGCAGUGUAAGUUAUGCAUCUGCAGUAGCAAAAGUGGACUCUCCAUGAAGUCAAACAAUAUCAUCCCAAUUUAUCUAGACUAUGCUUGUCUUGACUCUUAGUUGUUUCAACUAUGUAAUUUCUGGUCUUUUCGACUGCAGUAACUCAAACUCUAAUUGAUGUUUAUUCUCAUUUUAAACCACCAAUAUUGAACAGCAAGAUAAUACCAAACAUUCUGAAAUGCAAGUAACUAUGGACUAUAAAUUGCACAAAA